UGAUUACUUAACACUACAUAAUUUGUGUCACUAUUGUAACGUCCGCUCUCCAUAAACGCGGGACGUGAAAUUUCUUUUGGGAUGGUUGUGGUGCGGUAAACAUAAUUCAACACAGGAUAUAACGUUUCCUGAUAUUUAUUAAUCCACAUGAAAUUCCCCAAUUUACAAUUUAAUCCUAUGACGUUUCAUCCAUCUUCCACACUAUCGCCGGCGCAUUCAAACUUAACAGUUCACACACAUUUAAACAAAUCUAAGGCUACAUAUUUACAUCCGAACGGCACUCAGGUCCGUUUAGUCUGAAAACUACUGGAGAACUGCGUACGCAAAACGCCCAAGUCUGUUUAUAUCCCCUUAAGGUUAAUUAAUAUGUAUAAAUUGAAGAUGUUGUCAAUUGACCAAUCCUGACCUUUACCCCGAAAUAUGGGCGUCUCUAAACCCUUAUAACGUCAUUUCUAAUUACAGCCCUAGGCACUGAUCCAUGACCACUGGUCCCACGGACAGUGUGCUACCUAAUAACGAGCUACCGUUUGGUUUUGACAUAGACUUCGAGAGAGGGUGUAAACAUGAAAACGGGUUAAUUAACUACUAAUCUAAGGGAAGCAAAUCGAAUAGAUUUGGCUGACUAUAGCGUGUACAUGUACACAGGCUUUCUAUACUAUAGGUAACUUUGAACACACCAAACAUAUUUACUUAGCUAAUAUCCCUAAUGACAACUUUUACAACCAAUCUAUUUCCUAAUUCAGUACACCAUGACACUCGCAACAUAUGCGAGAUAUUAGUGUACAUUAGCAACAAAGAUGUACGCUUGUAUAGAAUGUAUCGGUGUAUAGUUCGAUUAUAACUGCUACAGUAUAUAUACUGACUAUAAUUUGCUGCGAUAAGGCUGUAUCUGAGUACAAAACAACAACAACAAAAUAUUGAUGUUUUUAGUACAAUAAAAUCUGAUAGAUAGUGCUGGAAUGAUUCACACCGGGGUGUGUUGCUACACUAGAACAUGUGCCCAAUUAACACCCGACCGAGUUGUUAACUAAAGGCCGGGUAUCGCACGUAAACUACAGUACAUGUAUACCUAAAAGUGUUUAUAUGUAACGCACCUAUCCUGGUUUACCAGGAUAGUUUAGCACAGUGACAAUGACAUGUCUACUCUUGUAUGAUACGUAUAACCUAGUCCUAUAAGACUUCGAAUAUUAUCGGAUAUUUAUUUAUUUAUUAAAUGAUCAUGAUAUGAGCCUUCGAAGUCUAUAGGACUAACGUAUAACCCACAUCAUGUAAGACUUGACAUUACACUUAUAUACAGGGGUUUCUUGGCCUGACCUGCUCUUAUAUUGGUUAUGUCCCGAAUUUUGCUCCAUUUGUCUGGUGGUCUGUCUCAUUGAUCUCGAACAAAGGACUAUACUAUCACCUUAGAAAAUAUCCUACACUCGAGAUCUACCAGUCUCGACUUUUGUUCUGGUUUAAUUUACUUAAGUAUCCUGCUACAAUUAAUCCUCAACCUGAUGAACUUCAUAGCAAAAGUUCCAAUUUCUUAUUUUUUACGACCACUUGGCAUUAAAAACAAUUUUACAUUAUACUGUCCAUAUUAUUUUAUACAUUUUUCUUCUAAAAGUAUUUAGAUGUCCACCAACCAAUCAAUUUAUAAAUGUUGUGAAUAUUACAUUUUUACAUUUGGUAAAUGCUUGCUAUUUUGUACCUUGUAUAUUUUGUUGUUGCAAUACUUGUGAGCAACAAGCUAAAGCUUACAGUUAAUAAACAUUAUAUCCUUUAUGCAUGCUGUCUCGAGUACAGUACAUAACUACUAUGGUUUAUCACCAAUAAUACAAUUAUAUUCUUGUUUAUCAUAGAAAAUACAAUUACUCUUUCUUCAACAGAAAAUCAACCCUUAUUCGAGGACAGACAUCGAGGAAGCUGAAAAAUGAGUACCAGGAAUUAUGGUGAAGAACAAUUGUACAAUUUGUCAGAUUUGCGACAAGCACAAGUGGAUACACAUUGGGAACCGACAGUUAUCGAUGAUAGUGAUUCGGACGAAGAGGAAACUGAAUCAACUAUGACACAAUCUACGAAUUCUAUGCCUCUCUACGUGAAGAUCGGAUUGUCCGUUAUCGGCGGUGCAGCAGCAGUUGUGGCCACACCAGUUGUAUUAGGUUUUUCAACCGCAGGGAUAGUGACAGGAUCUUUGGCAGCGAUGGCUAUGUCUGUUGCCGCUGUUGCUAAUGGAGGCGGUGUAGCUGCGGGGUCGGUUGUGGCAGUCUGCCAGUCUGUUGGGGCAGCGGGUCUCGGACUCACUGGAGUUGCCACCGUGGGGACAACUGCGGCUGGGGUCACUUAUGGAGGGGUCACUGCGGUGGAGAAACUUACCAAACAAGACUAGUCAUGCUUAACAGCCAAUGCCGAAUUCGGUUGCUUGAAGCGGUAAAAGGACGUAGCAAAUUUUUUUGUGCCAAUUAUGAAAAACUAAGGUAUUGAUUCUUAAAUUAUAUUAUCAUAUGGGCAUAUAUUCGAUCAAUUAACAUAUUUUUUGUUGUUCUAUUGUCAUAAUUUAUACGUUUAACAUAUUGAGGCUUUGAAAGUGUACUUGUGAUCUAGCCUUCGCAUAUAAGAAAAAGAGACGUGUAUAAUCACAUUACUUUGACAUGACAUUGAGAUAUUUGAAUGGUGCAUAUUCGGAACUAUAUCAGUUUGGUAUGCAUCUUUCUACAACACUAAGUGUUGAGCACUUCAAUAUUGUUUUAUUGUGGUUUAGUAUUAAAACAUUCGGUAUCAAAAGUCAAACUAUUGUAAUUUAUUGUCAGAAUCCUUUAAUUUAUAUUAAAUAUUGUUUUGUUGAUCCAGGAAUACACAUUUUUGUGUUAUUUAUAAAUGGUCACAGAGACAAUUGAUGUGGGUUUGACCCAACCAGAAAUCGGUAUGAAAGCGUCCUGGACUGGCCCACCAUCAAUGAACAAUGUUCCAUAUGUGAUCCUGAUGUUGCGUAAAAUGAUUCCUUCUAAGAAUCUGAUAUAUUCUUACUCUUGCUAUUAUUACUGUAUAUCUGGCGAUAUAUUUCGGUAUAUUAAUAUCCGCAGUUGUUUAUGUAAUGGAUUUAAAGGUAAACGAAAUUCAAAACCCAAAAUAUGAAUACCGAUUGUGUCGAAAUAUCAUGAAAUUUUCCUUACAUACGAAUAUGUUCUAUUUUAGAAAAGUUAUUUUGGUUAGGCAAGUUCAUUGUUAUUUUUUUAACGUUCACUAGACGACAAUAAAAAAAAUCGCGAAUUGUUAAACGAUUUAUCUCCCUUGACUGUGACGUCAUUUGUGACACGUUUCUGCGUCACCCAAAAAAAUAUAAACAUACGUCUUUCAAAACGGUAUAGCGUGCUGUCAGCUGCCACUAACUGCAACAACAGCAGUAACCGCGGACAGAAGAUAAAUUUGUUUGCCCCCCCCCC
Messenger RNA from Pecten maximus, 3422 nucleotides. Its product is annotated as interferon alpha-inducible protein 27-like protein 2A. The record is from RefSeq and is a predicted model, not a curated record. The coding region runs from base 1913 to 2368 and encodes 151 amino acids. Gene Ontology annotation, cellular component: membrane. The transcript has 2 exons. NCBI's taxonomy places the organism in Eukaryota, Metazoa, Mollusca, Bivalvia, Pectinida, Pectinidae.